This is a messenger RNA of Cornus florida, 1235 nucleotides long. RefSeq names its product psbP domain-containing protein 3, chloroplastic. Lineage: Eukaryota; Viridiplantae; Streptophyta; Magnoliopsida; Cornales; Cornaceae. The record is from RefSeq and is a predicted model, not a curated record. The coding region runs from base 60 to 803 and encodes 247 amino acids. Gene Ontology annotation, biological process: photosynthesis. Gene Ontology annotation, cellular component: photosystem II; extrinsic component of membrane; photosystem II oxygen evolving complex. Gene Ontology annotation, molecular function: calcium ion binding. The transcript has 11 exons.
GUCAGGUAGACAUGAUAUCAACCGCAUAAACUAAUAGUGUAUCCCAGUGAGGGAAAGAUAUGGCGCCUCUUUCGUCUUUGCACUGUCCUCAACUCUCCCACUUCUUCACCGCACUGUCAUCCCAAAAAGGUUUAAAAAAAUACAAGAAACUACAACUCAUUUGCUGCGGGAACAACGAAGUAGAUCAAAAUUUAUGUUUUGUAAUUCGGGAUCAAUUCAGAAUUAAAAGGAGAGAGGCAUUGAUUCAGACGGCCUUUACUGGAUUGUCUUUUCCUGCAAUUGUUUCCGUUGCAUUGGCAGAUGAAGAUGUAGCAGAUGAUUUUCGCGUUUACUUGGACGAUGUCAACAAGUUCAAAAUAAUAAUUCCCCGAGAUUGGCAAGUUGGUGCAGGAGAAUCUAAUGGAAUCAAAUCGGUAACUGCAUUUUUCCCAGGCGAAUCUUCUAGUUCAAAUGUCAGCAUAGUCAUCACGGGGCUUGGUGCAGAUUUUACUAGAUUGGAAUCUUUUGGCAAAGUUGAUGCUUUUGCCGAUACUCUGGUUAGUGGACUGGAUAGAAGCUGGCAAAGACCUCCGGGUGUGGCAGCAAAACUGAUAGACUGUAAAGCUGCCAAUGGGUUGUACUACAUUGAGUACACAUUGCAAAAACCCGGUGAAAGUCGCAGACAUUUAUUUUCAGUGCUUGGAAUGGCAAACAAUGGUUGGUACAACAGACUAUAUACAGUCACUGGACAGUUUGUUGAGGAGGAUUUAGAGAAAUACAGUUCCCAAAUUGAGAAGGCUGUUGCCUCUUUCCGGCUAAUCUGACGUAAUGGCGUAUGUUCUUGGAGUUCUGAUUCACUAGCUUGGAAUCUUAUUAGCCUUGUAUUGCCGCGAUGAUUGAAAGAAAGAAAGGUGAUCUCUGGGGCAGCUUCAGUUUGGAGGUGCAUACAUGAAGGACAGAGAGAGUUGCAAUGGGUUUUUUUUUUUGGUGCUCAGGUAUGCUUAUAGCCAAUGUGCUUCCUCUAGAUCAACCAGCAACCUACAAUAGUUGAAUGUCUUAUUGUUGAUAUCAUUUCAAUACUAAUCCAAUCUUUUAUUGCCUUGAUUGUUUGCUUGAUUGGAGCACCAAAAUUUAGUUCAAAAGUUGUAAUAUUAAGUUGGUGAUAGUUCUUUCACCGAAUAUUUUUUGGCUUGUACAUCGUUCAAGGUUUUGAAUCUCGAAUUCUUAAUAAAUCAUUUUAACAGAUCUUUACUUCA